AUGGUAAAACCACUGUGUUUUCCUCCUAAUGUAUUUGAACCGAUCUUGUUGAUCGCGAUGCCUUCACGCCUACAAGUUCACCUCGCAACUAACCUACAGUGCAUCACUUCACAGCUAGUGACCGGGUACAUCAUUGCUUCCCCAAAUGGUGCGGGGUAUAAGUUUUCAUAUUUGAGGUUGGACUAUUGUUCUGGAAACACUCAUUUUGAUAUUGCAAGCGUUCGUUCCGGCUCUACUAUAUUGUUAGGACACGCCGACUCUUCGAGAUUCUGUAUUCUUGAGUUCCCUCAUCAUAAUAAUGAAAUUCAGUCUAUCGACACCAGAGCUUCACCCUCUCCUCGUAUGCAUGCUUGUGGUGAUAAGAUGCGCAAGUUGUUCACAUAUCACAUCCUCCUGUAA
This is a messenger RNA of Periconia digitata, 399 nucleotides long. NCBI's taxonomy places the organism in Eukaryota, Fungi, Ascomycota, Dothideomycetes, Pleosporales, Periconiaceae. The record is from the annotation of a GenBank genome assembly.